AUUCUGAUGGGAAACAGGAUUCAGACCUAUGGAGGUGUGACUCUGUCGCCAUCACCGCUUCCAGGUAUAUGGGCACACCUCAACUCUGAGGGAGGGACCCAACUGGAACAGGGGAGAAAGGAGGGGAGGGAAAGGAAGAAGCACGUCUCUGGCUACUGGUUUCUGUUUUCUGUUGCUGUGAAGGGAAAACAAUCCAUUUUCAGAUGGCGAGUGUAUGACCUCACCACCUUUGUUUUACACUGAGUUGGCAGAGAUAUGAGCACACAGGCAGGAUAAGAGCUGCAUGGCUGCACACUGAGGAAAUUCAACACCAAAGUGCUCAAAGUUACUUCUGGAAGGACGAAAGAGAACAAGGAAGGAGAGUUUAUCAAGCAAGGCUGAACUCUUGUGUGGAUUAAAGUCAUUAUGGCUUUUUCAUAUAAGAAGCACACAUCUAUCUUCGCCCUCUUCUUCCUCCUUUAUGCCCCUCUCACCUGCUUAUGCCAGUCCCAAAACAACACCACGAUAAGCCCCACAAACAGCGCCCCAACCUCUCCCUCAAACAUUUCUUCCCUGAACGGUGUGCGAGGCUGUGGAACUGAUCUGAAUCCAGUAUACCGGUACCUAUGUGACCGCCGGGCAGCAUGGGGGAUAGUUAUGGAGACCUUGGCCACUGCAGGCUUCCUGUUAAGUAUAGGUCUUCUUUUAGGCAUGCUACUCUGGGCUCUAUGCACCUGUGUCUCUUCUCGGCACCGCCUCAGCACCACCAUUGGGAGUAGAGUCUUCUCCAUGUCCCUGUUCCUGCUGGCCACAGCCGGCAUCUUCGCCAUCACCUUCUCCUUUAUCAUCCGCCUCAGCCCCCAGACCUGCCCCACUAGGAUCUUCCUCUUCGGGGUGAUGUUCGCCCUGGCCUUCUCCUGCCUGCUGGCUCGGUGCCUCGCAAUGCUGGGCUUUACAGCUGCCCAAGGCUGGGGGGAACCAGGUGUGGCACUGGGCCUCUUCGCCGUGCAGGUUAUCAUCUCUACAGAGUGGCUCAUCAUUGUCCUGGUCCGGGACAAGAAACCUUGCGAGUACAGCCAGGAGGAGUUUGCCAUGCUGCAGAUAUUUGUGCUGUGCCUCUUACUGAUCAGCCUAAUCCUGUCUCUGCAUAUCCUGUGCCGCUCCUUCAUGUACAGUUACAACUACACCGGCCCCACCAACCAGUUGUGGAGGGCUCAGGCCUUGAUGCUCUGCUUGACUCUGCUGCUCUCCGCCUGCAUCUGGGUGGUGUGGAUUGCCAUGCUCACCAGGGGAAAUCUGGAGGUGGGCCGCCGACCAGUCUGGGACGACCCAGUACUGUGCAUCGCCUUGGUUGCAAAUGGCUGGGUGUUACUUGUGGGGCAUGGUCUGUCCCAGGUUGCCUUCUUCUGCAGGGGGGAGGCCACAGCCCAGGAAGUUCCUAUAAGCUUUGCAUCCUGGACCAGCCCCGGUGCCGACAUUCCCGGACUGGGAAGCCAAAAGGAAGGAAAGGAAAACGGAAGCUUUGAGAAUGAUGGCGAGAACAGGAGAGGCAGGAGAGCGGAACCAACGUUGCAAUCCCCCUACGAGUCUGGCUUCUCCAUGACGGAGAUCGACCCCAACAAAGAUUACACCAUUCCUCGCCCCAAGACAACCAACUACAAUCAACCCUAUGAUGAAUAUUAUGGACAAGAAUAAAAUUACAGAAUAGCUCAGAAAUGCACACAAAGUAAAUCAGCUGCAAAGCCAAAGGUCAUGGACAUUUACACGUGCAAAUGUAAAUAUUUUUGGUGUUAUGCUUAGUAAGAUGUAAACUUCCUCUGCUUCUGUAGGUGAAAUAGGAAUCAGACGUUUGAUACACUGAGACCGAGUGGAAAACACUCAGAGGAAGUGAGUCUACGUCAUGAUGUGUCUGUGUGUGCGUGCACAUUCUGUUCUGAUCAGAGAUGUAUAUAUCAGCCCUGAGGUGAUAAAGGAGGCAUGAAACUGUCUCUGUGGAGGUGUCAAACCACAGAGGAGAGCAGGGGGCGUCUAGGAGGAGCAGAGAAAGGCCAACAAAUGAGAUGAAACAUGAGGUGGGAUCUGAAAGGCAGGAUGAGAUGAGAUGAGAUAGGAGGAGGACAGAACGGGAGAUGUGUCAGGACUGAGGGACGGCCUGUGCUGUCAUUGUUUUACAUCCUCUCAUUGAGAUUCACAGUUUAGGGGUUCUGUUGUUGUUCUUGCAAGGCGUAAAUUAAGACUACAUGGAAAGAUGGAUAAUAAGAAGCAUUUUUAACACGUAAGAUAUUUAGUCAAUAAAACGUUCUUGUGCAUACA
Molecule: messenger RNA, 2292 nt
Organism: Girardinichthys multiradiatus
Lineage: Eukaryota; Metazoa; Chordata; Actinopteri; Cyprinodontiformes; Goodeidae
Product: retinoic acid-induced protein 3-like
Exons: 4
Coding region: 406-1674 (422 amino acids)
Biological process (GO): G protein-coupled receptor signaling pathway
Cellular component (GO): signaling receptor complex; extracellular exosome; intracellular membrane-bounded organelle
Molecular function (GO): protein kinase activator activity; G protein-coupled receptor activity
Source: RefSeq, a predicted model, not a curated record